Molecule: messenger RNA, 3702 nt
Organism: Moesziomyces aphidis
Lineage: Eukaryota; Fungi; Basidiomycota; Ustilaginomycetes; Ustilaginales; Ustilaginaceae
Source: the annotation of a GenBank genome assembly
AUGAGGUCGCGCAGCAUCGCACCGCUGGUACGCUCGGCGCGGACCAUCCGCACCACCCCAGCCAUGGCUGCGUCCACGUCGGCUUUGCGUUCACUCUGUCGGGCGUCUCGGCCUACCAACUUUACGCCGGGACCAAGGCCACUUUGCGACCAUACACUCCUGCAGCCAAAGCCAUGCACACUGGUGCAUCGUCGCGCGCUUGCGACCCACAGCACCUCCACGCCGCCGUCGUUCGUCAUCCCCGUCAUCGACUUUUCGGCAUUCGUGCGCGCGGAUGCCACGCCUGCCGAUCGCGAACGCACCUCGCACGAGCUCACGCAUGCGUUCAAGUCGUCUGGCUUCGCCUACCUGCGCAACCAUGGCAUCCCGCGCGACCAGAUCGACGCGACGUUUGCCAUGUCGGCACGCUUCUUCGAGCUGCCCAUCGACAAGAAGGACGCGCUGGCAUGGAAGGAUCCGCGUUCCAACCGCGGCUACGUCGCCGAGGGGCGCGAGCGCGUCACCCAGGCCACGUCGGCGGAAGAGAUCGCCGCGCUCCGCCAGCAGGCGCCCGACUACAAGGAGUCGCUCGAGAUUGGCAACGACCACGACGCCGUCUGGAAGAACGAAUGGCCGACCGAGUCAGACGUGCCUCGGUUCAAAGACACCAUGCUCGCGUUCCAGACGGCCGCACACGAGCUGCACCUCAAGGUCCUGCAGUCCAUCGCAAUCGGUCUCGGCCUCGCACCGAGCUUCUUCGACGACAAGUGCAACGAGGAGUGGCACACGCUGCGUCUGCUCCACUAUCCCAGCGUGCGCGCAGACAAGCUCAAGGUAGAGGGUUCGGCGCGCGCGGGAGAGCACAGCGACUACGGUUCCAUCACCCUCCUCUUCCAGGAUGGCGUCGGCGGGCUCGAGGCCAAGAAUCCACAUACGGGCGUGUACCACGCAGCCGACCCGAUCGAGGAUACUGUCGUGGUCAACGUGGGCGACUUGCUCGCAAGGUGGUCCAACGACCAGCUCCGAUCCACGCUGCACAGAGUCAAAGCUCCACAGGCUGCCGAUCCCAAUGCAGAGUUUACGCCCACACGAUACUCGAUCGCCUUCUUCUGCAACCCCAACGAGAACCAGCUCAUCGAAUCGCUGCCCGUGUUUGGAUCCGACAGCCAGCGCAAGUACGAGCCCAUCAUGACCAAGGACUACAUCGCCAAGCGUCUGAGCGAGACGACGGGUGCUAAGACGUUGGAUCGCGGACCUACCUGGCGACGGACGCCCCCUGCUAGAGACGACCGACAUUGCCAGGCAAACGACGGCUCCUACCGCUCCCACCGCUCCUACGACCACCUUCAGCAACAAACAGCUGCCGCUUGCGACAUGGAUCUCAACUCGCCAUUCGCCGAUCCGGAUCGGCCCGAGCCGCUGCCACCGCCAUCCAGCAGCCUCAAAUCCUCCAUCUUUGAACACUCGCGCAUCGUCCACCCAUCCACAAGCAUCCAUACAUCCUCCGCUCGCCCGCGGCCAGACAACAUCCGCGAAGAAUCGUACCACCAGGACAUCGCUGCAAGCUCUGCCUCGGUGGGUCAGAACACCACGAUCCGGUCCAAUACGCUUCGGACUUCAUCUCAAGCAGAUGCCGUUGAAGAGCAAGACGAUGACGACGAGCAGGAUCCCGAAGACCUGCUCUCGGAUGAAGAAAUCGGACUCUUGGCCGGCGAGGCACGUCCCUCCUCGUCGUCGCUAUUGCCCAAGAGCAUGAGUCGCAGUACGCGACAGCCGCACUCACGAUCACGCACACGCACACGCACACGCACCGCAUCUUCGCCGUCGCGCUCGCGCGCCUCUGCAGUGGGCGGCCUGAGCGCCAAGCAAAAGGCAUUAUGGAUGUGGGCCAACGUGGACAACAUGGAUGCGUUUCUGCAAGAGGUGUACGCCUACUACGUCGGGCGCGGCGCCAUCUGCAUCGCGCUCUCGCGCUCGCUCAAUCUGCUCACGGUGGCGUUCGUCAUCUCGUUUUCGACGUUCCUGUUCGGAUGCAUCGACUACUCGGCCAUCCGGCACGACGGCCAGCUGGGCGACGUGAUUGUCGGCCACUGCGUCGCGGGCUUCUCUCCAUUGACCACGGUGGUGGUGCUGGUGCUGGUGACGGCAUUCGGGUGGCAGGUGGUGCAGUUUGCGCUCGGCCUGUCGAGGCUCGCGGCGAUGCACCGCUUCUACGAACAGCUGCUGGGCAUUCCGGACGCCGACGUGCAGUCGAUCGCGUGGCACGAGGUGGUGAACCGCAUCUCGGCGCUGCGGGAGCAGCAUCCCAACACCUCGCUCAGCUCGGCCGACGAGAUGGAGCUGGGCGAGCGCACCAACGCCUCGCUGCGGCCGCCGCGCGAGCAGCGGCUGGACGCACACGACGUGGCGAAUCGGCUGAUGCGCCAGGAGAACUACCUGAUCGCGCUGUUCAACGAGAAUAUCCUGGACCUGUCGGUGCCUGGGCUGCGCAACCGCAGUCCUGCUCUUACACGCAGCCUCGAGUGGAACCUCAACUUCUGCCUGCUCGGCUUUCUCUUUGACGCCAACGGCCAGGUGCGCCCGCAGUUUGUGUCGGAGCGGUAUAGGGCGGAUCUGAUCGAGGGGCUUCGACGGCGGUUCGUCUUCAUGGCGGUGGUCAACGCGAUUUUUGCGCCGUUCAUCGUGGUGUAUCUGCUGGUCUACUCGUUCUUCCGCUACUUUGAAGAGUACCACCAGGAUCCGAGCAAUCUGGGGUCGCGCCAGUAUACGCAGUAUGCGCGGUGGAAGUUUCGCGAGUUCAACGAGCUGCCGCAUCUGUUUCGACGCCGGUGCCACGCGUCGUAUGCGCCGGCGCACAAGUACAUCGACCAGUUCCCCAAGGAGAAGACGGCGAUCGUGGCGCGCUUUGUGGCGUUUGUGGCCGGGUCGUUUACGGCGGUGCUCAUCCUGGCGUCGGUGAUUGAUCCGGAUCUGUUUUUGCAUUUCGACAUUACGCCGCAGCGCAACGUGCUGUUCUACAUUGGCGUGUUUGGGGCGAUUCUGGCGGUGGCGCGCGGGAUGAUUCCGGACGAGCAUCUGGUGUUCGAGCCCGAGGCGAUGCUGCGCGAGGUGAUCCAACACACGCACUAUCUGCCGCCGGAUUGGAAGGGGCGCUUUCAUUCGGCCGAGGUGCAUCGCGAGUUCGGGCAGCUGUAUAUGCUCAAGAUCCUCAUCUUUGUGCAGGAGGUGCUGAGUGUGGUGACGACGCCGUUUGUGCUGUGGCUGUCGCUGCCCGGCUGUGCACCGGAGGUGAUCGAUUUCUUCCGCAAGUACACGAUCCACGUCGAUGGCGUCGGGCACGUAUGCUCGUUUGCCGUGUUCAACUUUGCGCGCCAGCCGACGGCGAGCACCAUGGGCGGAGCAGCGGCAAGGGGGAUGCGAAGCGGGUCCAACGAGCGACGGCAGCAAAGCAAGUUGCGCAACGGCAUGCGCGAGGGCAAGAUGGAACAGAGCAUUCUCGGAUUCAAGGCCAACCAUCCGGAUUGGGACCCCGUGCAGGCGAGCGUGGUCGAUGUACAUGCACACGAUCCACACGGGGCGGGCCGACACACGUAUGGCGACGGUAGCGGCAAGGCGCAUCCUCCUCCAACCGCAGCGACAGCCGAGAGCCGAGGAGCCAAGGUCAAGGAUCUGCUGGAUCACAUCUAUCGCGGAAGAGGUGCGGCUGCAGGCAGUCGAUGGUGA